Molecule: messenger RNA, 1447 nt
Organism: Notodromas monacha
Lineage: Eukaryota; Metazoa; Arthropoda; Ostracoda; Podocopida; Cyprididae
Source: the annotation of a GenBank genome assembly
AUCAACGAAUCGCAGAACUGCUUCUCAAGCCCGAUAUUAAUUCAAUCCCUAUCUUAUUCGAUCGUCACGUGCGUCACACUAAAUGUAUAAUUUAAGCAUGAAUCGAAAUGAAUCAGUCUGAAUGCUGGUUAUCGUGACUUAACGCGACAUCUUCGGGAUAAGAAGUAAGUAGACAUGGAAGGGAACGAUGACGGAAGCCGCUUGGUGUCAGACGUACCAAAAAUUAACAUCGACAAGCCGAGAUGGGAUCAAACGCAUUAUUGGGGAAGGGCAAGACACUUCUUCACUGUUACCAAUCCUCUCAACAUUUUGAAAACUUCCGGAGAACUGGAGGAGGCGCGUCAGAUAGUCAAAUCAUACAAGGCAGGGAAAGAAAUACCGGGACUGACAGUCGACCAACUGUGGAACGCGAAGCAAACGUACGACUCUGCAUUCCAUCCCGAUACCGGCGAGAAACAGAUCAUCGUUGGGCGCAUGUCAGCUCAAGUACCGAUGAACAUGAUCAUCACAGGCGGCAUGUUGACUUGGUACAAAAAUCCCAGCACCGUGAUUUUCUGGCAGUGGACGAACCAGUCCUUCAACGCGCUCGUCAACUAUACGAACCGAUCCGGAGCCUCUCCCAUCACGAUGCAGCAACUUGGCUUGAGUUACGCUCUCGCGACCACGGCGGCAAUGACCACAGCUCUGGGUCUCAAUCGUACCGUCAAGAUGUUCUCCCCAUUGAUCGGGAGAUUCGUGCCCUUUGCUGCCGUAGCAGCUGCGAACGCGUUUAAUAUCCCUCUGAUGCGUCAGAAGGAAAUUUUCUCCGGGAUUCCAGUGCUAGAUCAGGAUGAUAAUCCCAUCGGUGAAUCGACUGUGGCAGCUCAAGAAGGAAUCCGUAACGUCGUCAUCAGCAGAAUAUUUAUGGCGGCGCCCUCGAUGAUGGGAAUCCCCGUCGUGAUGAAUCACCUAGAGAAGAAAGGAGUACUAAAACGGUACCCGUGGGCCAACGCUCCUCUCCAAAUCGUGCUCUGUGGAGUGGUCCUCGUUUUCGCUACCCCUCUCUGUUGUGCCUUGUUCCCACAAAUGUCCUCCAUUGCAGUGACGCGUCUUGAGCAGGAACUGCAGGUCCCCGCGUGGCUUCUUAUUACGUCCUCCUUUUGACAGCGCGUCAUCACCCGCAAUGGGUUCCUUUUCUUCGUGUAGGAAAAAGUGAAGAGCAUGAAGAAUCCUCCAGUGUAUGUCUGGUAUAACAAAGGCCUAUGACGCGGAGGCAAAACAAGUAUGGCGAUUUCGCGAGGGAACAAUCUGGCCAUCGUUCAGGAAGAACCGCGAACUCAUCAUCAGCCUUUAAAGAUGAAAUGCACAUGAGUAUUAUGCAGUGGAAAAAGUGGCACAUGUGUUUCCGAAAUUGAAUUCUUACCUUACCGUAACCGGGAAAUAUAUGCAAGUGAUCAUUGAAAAAUAA